Molecule: messenger RNA, 1029 nt
Organism: Chara braunii
Lineage: Eukaryota; Viridiplantae; Streptophyta; Charophyceae; Charales; Characeae
Source: the annotation of a GenBank genome assembly
GGAACAAAGAAGGAAUGAUUUCCCCCCACCAGGGAAUCGAGCCUGGUUCACGGCGGACUUGAAGGAGGUGAUAUUUAAACUAUGCCGGGAGAUGGAUAAGGUACUCAAGAUCUUGGAGCUGAUCACACAGAAGCUGGGAGGAGCUCAUCAGAUCAAUGGAACCAACACAACCAAACCUGAACUUACUCAGGACGCGCUGAAGCCGAUAGAGGCAAACCAAGGAGGACAAAAUCGAGUUGGACCAAGCACAGCGGGUAUGAAGACGGCUGAGGCUGAAGAUAAGGUGGAGAGGAUGGUAUCGGAGGUGCCGAAAGAGGUCAAUGACUUGAAGCUCCUAAAGUACGAUAUGGCAGCUGUGAAAGGCGCAUUGCAAAAGAUCAAUGAGCCGACGCGCACCUUCACACCGAUCGUGUCAUCUUCGGUGCAUCCUAAUGGGCACGCGGAGACGAUUGCUGAAUUGCCAGUUUCGGUGCACAGGAGCCGUAGCAUCCCGAUUCGGAGUACACCACGCCAAAGCAUACCGAGCCGAAGCGCACCAACCAGGAGCAGACUUGGACGCCUAAUCCCUCCACAUCCUAAGAGGGGACGCACGAGGAUCACUCGAAACGUGACUGCAGCCAGGUUGAAGGCGAGACGCAACAUUAACUUCGGAGUCGAACCGAUGUCAGACACUCGCCUCCUGCGACUGCACUAUACGGAUCUGCAGUAUCUCUGCAAGCUGCAUGACAUCAGAUACAAGGACAAGCUGCAAGCGAUUUCGGCAUUAAGGCAGGUUCCGGGUCUGAUCAACCACAAGGGGAGAGACUUCAACCGAGAUUCGGACCUGGAAACGCAGAUCAUGCCAAAUCCGGAUAACAUUAGAGUGUCCAACAAUACUGACAACGAUACACAGGAAGACGACUAUGAGAGUCUCAGCACAAGGUCCAGCGGAAGUGAUGAAUACGACUCAUCAGAUACAUCGACCAUCGCGGAAGACCUAUCGGGAAGGUAGAUGACAUAUCAGCAUCGGGCAACCUCGCCACGGCGCAG